UGGUAUAAAAGGACCUUUGCUCAGUGUAGACAACACAGCCUUGUGGAGAACCACAAAGAGGGACCCAACACCACUGAUUCCUUCCUUUCGUUCAGUCCAAACAACAACAAAACAAGCAGAAUGGAAUACUACAAGUUUGCCUUGCUAGUGGUUUUCCUGUCCUACAUUGAGCGCUGCUGGUCUUCCUCCUGCGUUGUGGACAGUUUUACAGUCAAGGACAACUUUGACCCCAAGAGAUAUGCAGGCAAAUGGUACGCCCAGCAGAAGAAAGACCCGGAGGGACUCUUCCUCCAGGACAACAUCUCUGCCGAAUACACCAUUGAUGAUGAUGGGACCAUGACUGCCUCUUCCAAGGGCCGCGUAACUCUUUUUGGGUUAGUGACGUGUCUGAAAGUAUGAGUGUAACAAUGAAGCAUUCAAUGACAUUUGAUUCAGAAAGCUUAUGACUGCAAUAACGUCACAUGCUAAUACUAAUUCUGCUGCUUAUACCAGCU
Molecule: messenger RNA, 494 nt
Organism: Sinocyclocheilus grahami
Lineage: Eukaryota; Metazoa; Chordata; Actinopteri; Cypriniformes; Cyprinidae
Product: purpurin-like
Exons: 3
Coding region: 121-399 (92 amino acids)
Molecular function (GO): retinoid binding; retinol transmembrane transporter activity
Source: RefSeq, a predicted model, not a curated record